Eleginops maclovinus (Patagonian blennie) is the source of this 3461-nucleotide messenger RNA. RefSeq names its product TMEM9 domain family, member B (gene tmem9b). Lineage: Eukaryota; Metazoa; Chordata; Actinopteri; Perciformes; Eleginopidae. The record is from RefSeq and is a predicted model, not a curated record. The transcript has 5 exons. Gene Ontology annotation, biological process: positive regulation of canonical NF-kappaB signal transduction. Bases 183 to 746 code for a protein of 187 amino acids. Gene Ontology annotation, cellular component: lysosomal membrane.
UUACAAUCCAGCGCUCCCAACCCGGAAACAACAAGUCAGCUGCUAGGAAGCUGAAGGUGUUUAUCCCUAAAUGAGCUCGAUGGCUAAAGUCGUCAGUCUUUAGGGUGUUAUUCACACGGUUGGAGUUGUUCUUGGACAACGUUGAACUUCUGCUAUCUGUAAACCUGUUACAAGCUGUAACGAUGAAGUCUGUGUUUCUUCUCGAGGCUUUCACUGUGGCUUGUUUUGUGCUUUUAAGCCAAGCGACAGCGAAGAAUUCUGAGGACAUCCGUUGUAAAUGCAUCUGUCCGCCCUACAGAGAGGUCAAGGGACAAAUCUACAAACAAAAUGUCUCUCUCAAAGACUGUAACUGUCUUCAUGUAGUUGAACCGAUGCCAGUUGAUGGAAAAGAUGUGGAGGCAUACUGUUUACGCUGCGAGUGUAAAUAUGAAGAGAGGAGCUCAGGGACAAUUAAGGUUACCAUCAUAAUGUACCUCUCCAUUUUGGGCUUGCUGCUGCUCUACAUGGUCUACCUGACUCUCCUGGAGCCCAUACUGAAGAGACGUCUGUUUGGCCAUUCGCAACUCAUCCAAAGUGAUGACGAUGUAGGGGACCAGCAGCCUUUCGCCAAUGCUCACAAUGUCCUGUCCCAUUCACAAUCCCGACCCAACAUGCUGAACAAAGUGGAGCAUGCCCAGCAGCGCUGGAGGAGGCAGGUCCAGGAACAGAGGAAGUCCGUGUUCGACCGCCAUGUUGUUCUCAGUUAAACUUUCCCGCAAUCAACACUUACUGGUGGAGAGAAAAAAACAAAAAACACUGUGACAGAGCCCUCAAUUUGUAUUGCUUUUUCCUUCUCAUUUGUGGUUUGUGUCUCAUCAAGUGUCACAUUUCCAAAUUGAACUUGGUGAAGAUACAGUGGGGCAAAAAAGUAUUUAGUCAGCCACCAAUUGUGCAAGUUCUCCCAUUUAAAAAGAUGAGAGAGGCCUGUAAUUUUUAUCAUAGGUACACUUCAACUAUGAGAGACAAAAUGAAAAUAAAAUGAAAAAACAAAAAAAAUCCAGGAAAUCACAUUGUAGGAUUCUUAAAGAAUUUAUUUUCAAAUUAUUGUGGAAAAUAAGUAUUUGGUCAAUAACAAAAGUUCAUCUCAAUACUUUGUUAUAUACCCUUUGUUGGCAAUGACAGAGGACAAACGUUUUCUGUAAGUCUUCACAAGGUUUUCACACACUGUUGCUGGUAUUUUGGCCCAUUCCUCCAUGCAGAUCUCCUCUACAGCAGUGAUGUUUUGGGGCUGUCGCUGGGCAACACGGACUUUCAACUCCCUCCAAAGAUUUUCUAUGGGGUUGAGAUCUGGAGACUGGCUAGGCCACUCCAGGACCUUGAAAUGCUUCUUACGAAGCCACUCCUUCGUUGCCCGGCGGUGUGUUUGGGAUCAUUGUCAUGCUGAAAGACCCAGCCACGCUUCAUCUUCAGUGCCCUUGCUGAUGGAAGGAGGUUUUCACUCAAAAUCUCACGAUACAUGGCCCCAUUCAUUCUUUCCUUUACACGGAUCAGUUGUCCUGGUCCCUUUGCAGAAAAACAGCCCCAAAGCAUGAUGUUUCCACCCCCAUGCUUCACAGUAGGUAUGGUGUUCUUUGGAUGCAACUCUGCAUUCUUUCUCCUCCAAACACGAAGAGUUGAGUUUUUACCAAAAAGUUCUAUUUUGGUUUCAUCUGACCAUAUGACAUUCUCCCAAUCCUCUUCUGGAUCAUCCAAAUGCCCUCUAGCAAACUUCAGACAGGCCUGGACAUGUACUGGCUUAAGCAGGGGGACACGUCUGGAACUGCAGGAUUUAAGUCCCUGGCGGCGUAGUGUGUUACUGAUGGUAGCCUCUGUUACUUUGGUCCCAGCUCUCUGCAGGUCAUUCACUAGGUCCCCCCGUGUGGUUCUGGGAUUUUUGCUCACCGUUGUUGUGAUCAUUUUGACCCCACCGGUGAGAUCUUGCGUGGAGCCCCAGAUCGAGGGAGAUUAGCAGUAGUCUUGUAUGUCUUCCAUUUUCUAAUAAUUGCUCCCACAGUUGAUUUCUUCACACCAAGCUGCUUCCCUAUUGCAGAUUCAGUUUUCCCAGCCUGGUGCAGGUCUCCUUUGACAGCUCUUUGGUCUUGGCCAUAGUGGAGUUGGGAGUAUGACUGUUUGAGGUUGUGGACAGGUGUCUUUUAUACUGAUAACGAGUUCAAAAAGGUGCCAUUAAUACAGGUAACGAGUGGAGGACAGAGGAGCCUCUUGAAGAAGAAGUUACAGGUCUGUGAGAGCCAGAAAUCUUGCUUGUUUGUAGGUGACCAAAUACUUAUUUUACCGAGGAAUUUACCAAUUAAUUCAUUAAAAAUCCUUCAAUGGGAUUUCCUGGAGUGUUUCCCCCAUUCUGUCUCUCAUAGUGGAAGUGUACCUAUGAUGAAAAUUACAGGCCUCUCUCAUCUUUUUAAAUGGGAGAACUUGCACAAUUGGUGGCUGACUAAAUACUUUUUUGCCCCACUGUAUGUGGAUAUGUAGAGGAAAAAGUCCCAGUCAAAUGUAUAAUCAAAGCUGGGAACUCUUAUUUUGUCUGCAGGCAGCACAAGAGGUUACAGUGAAUUUGUUGUUGCACAAUUUGAAUAUAUAAAUUAAAUUGUCUUUAAAAAGCAUUUUUCCACAACCAGAAUUUACUCUCUGCCCGCUCUCUAGUUGGCAGAGGUCCCAAGUCCCCUAAGAAUUUGCAGAUAAAUAUUGGAUGUUGGAGAUUAAUACAUUUGAGAUACAAUACAAAUAAAAUAUUAAUCCUCUAACUCUUUCUGGCCACAGUCAGGUGGAUUCCCAUCAGUCCAAAACUGACCAGUCUUUAAAAUCUUUACAAGCCAAACUGGCAUUCAGAGUUAAACCUCCUGAUGUAACUGGAGCUGCCCACUGGCUGCAGUAAUGAUCUGUUAACAUGUAGCUUUCCCCUCAAAACUAACUUAACAGAAACUGCUCUCACCACAAGGGAGCAGAAAAAGUGUAAAAUAUAAGUAUAUCAGCCUUCUUUCAAAAUGCAUGUUUUAUAAUGAAUCUUUUAUAAGUGUGUUUUUGAAUCCUUCAUUCCUACCAUAAUGUCUAAUGUCUGAUAACUGGUGUGAAAUCCAUAAUUUAAUGCAUUACAUUAAAUUAGAAAUUUAAAGUAGUGUCACUGAAAUUCUUUGCAAAAAUCAAUGCAAUCUCUUGGUGAUGUCAUGGUUAUUAUAGCUGUGCUAUUGACCCUCGUCUAUUGAAGACCCUCUUCGACUACCCUUAAAAAUCUAAUGAUUAGUCUUUUUUUUGGUACUUCUGUGCGUUGCUCUAACAUCAGCUCGGUAAUGAAGCAGCAUUAGUAUGACUGUAUGAGUGCAAAGAUUUAUUUGUGUAUAGUUGGGCUGUGUACAGAACUAUGAAAGUGUUCUUAACUAUUGUGUUUGUUUUACCUUUAACUCUGAAAUAAAUCUAUGUAAUAUUUGUGA